Pseudoliparis swirei is the source of this 2365-nucleotide messenger RNA. RefSeq names its product myoneurin (gene mynn). Bases 311 to 2365 code for a protein of 684 amino acids. The transcript has 10 exons. Gene Ontology annotation, cellular component: nucleus. Gene Ontology annotation, molecular function: RNA polymerase II cis-regulatory region sequence-specific DNA binding; protein binding; DNA-binding transcription activator activity, RNA polymerase II-specific. NCBI's taxonomy places the organism in Eukaryota, Metazoa, Chordata, Actinopteri, Perciformes, Liparidae. The record is from RefSeq and is a predicted model, not a curated record. Gene Ontology annotation, biological process: regulation of transcription by RNA polymerase II.
AUAAAUACAUAUCAUUUUAUGUGUUUAAAUAUAUAUAUAUGUAUAUAUAUAUAUAAUUAUUAUUAGUUUUUGCUGCUGCUGUACCAAAAAUAAUCGAUCUCCACCUCACUCUCGUCCGCUUUCCGGGGCGGUGUUCAUCUUGACCAACCCAACUCUCUUCACUGGAACGAAGUCUCGCGAGAACCCCGCGACGUCACGGGAUAAUGGCUGCAGAUCGCGGAUAUUAGAAGCUUCAAUUUAAGAGUUAAAGAAAGAGGAGGCGGUGAAGCAGACACACGACAGAAGGUAACGUCUCCUCCGCCCUGCAGAGAUGUCCCAGGUCUCCAGCCACGGGAGGCUGCUGCUGCAGCGCCUCCACCAGCAGCGGGAGAUGGACUUCCUGUGCGACGUCACCAUCAUGGUGCGCGACGUGGAGUUCAGGGCGCACCGCAACAUCCUGGCCGCCUUCAGCAAGUACUUCUCCACGCAGGCCGAGAGGGGCCAGGAGGUCACCACGCUCGACCCCGAGAAGGUCAGCCGCUACGCCCUGGAGAAGCUGCUGGAGUUCAUCUACACCGGCCAGAUGAACCUCAGCAGCACCAGACAAGCCGCCGUGCGCCGCGCCGCCGUGUUCCUGGGGAUCUCCGAGGCGACGCGGUACCUGGUGGAGACGCCCCAUUGGUCGGAGAUGGACAAAGACGCCGGCCUCUCUCCUCCCAGCCCGAUGUCGCACGGCAGCCCCCACUCGCCCCUCCCCCUCUCCAUCGCCGCCGCCGCGGGUGAGAGUCGGGUGGAGGAGGGGGAGGGAGGCGGGGUGGCCGGCGGGGUGGCCGGCGUGGAGCUUGGCGAGGAGGAGGAGGAGGAGGAGGAAGAGGUCGCCGGCUACAUGGAUAUCGAGGAGCCGGAGAAGAGCGACGGCGACUACAACCCCGCCGCCGCGCCGAGGCCCGGCGCGAGGGGAACGGGCCGGAAGAGAGGCCGGCCGAAGAGGGGCGAGAGGGUGGAGGAUUUUGAAGACUUCUCCGAAGACUGGAGCCCGUCGCAGGAGGACGACGGCGGCGGCGACUCGGCGGCGAAGAAGCCGCGGAUGGGUGGCGAGGAGGGGCGGAGGGGGCGGGGCCGCGGGAGGGGGCGGGGCCGAGGGAGAGGGCGGGGCAGGAGGAAGACCGCGGAGGAGGGAGACGACGGGGAGAGCGGCGGGCCGGGCGCGGACGACGACGACGACGACGACCUCAUCGAGAAGGGGGAGCACGAGGAAGACGAGGAUGAAGACGAGGUGGAGGAAGGCGAAGUCGCGGACCCGUCCGAGGUGGACGAGCUGUCGCUGGCGUGCACCGAGUGCAACAAGAUGUUCAAGGACGUGAGCAGCCUGCGGCGCCACGAGAAGAUCCACAAGGGCCUGAAGCCCUUCGUCUGCAUCUUCUGCUCCAAGAACUUCAGGCAGGCCACGCAGCUGAAGACGCACCUGCGUAUCCACACAGGUGAGAAGCCGUUCAACUGCUCCAGCUGUGAUAAGUGCUUCGCUCAGAAGUGCCAGCUGGUGGCUCACCGCCGGAUGCACCACGGCGAGGAGAAGCCGUACACCUGCGAGCGCUGCGGCUUCAAGUUCGCCACGUCGUCCAACUACAAGAUCCACAUCCGCCUCCACAGUGGGGAGAAGCCCUAUGUGUGUGAUAUCUGUGGUCAGGCGUUUGCCCAGUCGAGCACGCUGACCUAUCACAAGCGGCGCCACACGGGCGAGAAGCCGUACCAGUGCGAUCUGUGCGGCAUGUCGUUCUCCGUGUCCUCGUCGCUCAUCGCCCACGCCCGCAAGCACACAGGCGAGACGCCGUACAAAUGCUCCCAGUGUGAAGGAAGCUUUGUGACGUCCUCGGAGCUGAAGAAGCACCUGAGGAGAUUCCACCCAGAGGGGAACAACGGCGUGCAGUGUCUGCUGUGUGGAAACCGCUUCGCCAGCGUGAAGAACAUGAUCAAACACCAGGAGAAGGCUCACGCCGACGAAGUGCGGCAACACAAGGAGAGAGCCAGAGCAGGUGUGCACCCCGUGGCCUUCGUCCAGAGUAAGCUCCACCAGGAGAGCCGCGGCGUGGCAUCCAUCGCGGAAGCCGGAGAGCCGGCGACCCCCGACCCCAAAGCCCCGCCCCCGCUCGACGCCAUCGUCCAGGACUUCAAGCCGGAGCCCACGCACACCGCCAUCAGCGGCGCCGACGACGACGACGACCCCGUGACCUUCGAGCCCGACCCGGAGCAGACCAUCAACUCGGAGACGCUGCACGCGCUGGUGGAGCAGCUGCGGCCGCCGCCGUCCCCGGCCCAGAGCCUGGAGCAGAUCGUCAUCAUCCGCACCGUGGACGGCGGCGAGCCGGACGCCGCGCCGCGCCAGUGA